AUGAGAGUUCAAGACGCACCCCCUUUUACAGUAACUGGGGUCGAUUUCACGGGGGCGCUUUAUGUUAGAAACAGAAACGAUGCUGAGAAGAAAGCCUACAUUUGCCUCUUCACGUGCGCUUCUACACGAGCUGUUCAUCUCGAGGUGGUACCAGAUUUAUCUGAAGAAUCUUUCAUCCAGGCUUUCAGACGAUUUACCUGCCGAAAUUCACUACCCCGUAUCCUGGUAUCUGACAAUGCAACUACCUUUAACGCAGCAGCCAACAGCAUUCAGCUAUUAUUGAGAUCAGCGACUAUCCAAGAUACUUUCCAUAGCCAAGGCACCGAGUGGAGAUUCAUACCUAAGCGAGCACCAUGGUUCGGUGGGUGGUGGGAACGGAUGAUUGGACUAAUGAAAACCACCAUUAAAAAGGUACUAGGUCGUGCAUUUGUCAGCUACGAAAGCUUACGUACGAUCGUUACAGAGAUAGAGGGAGUCAUGAAUGACCGACCGCUUACCUACGUCACAACUGAUGCAGCAGAUCCGGAUCCACUUACGCCAGCGCACCUGCUCUACGGACGUCGUAUUACACCCCUUCCGCAUCUAGAAGAAGUUCCUGCACCCCAACCCUCUACACAAACGGACAUAUCCAAACGUGCAAGGAUACUGAAACAACUGAUCGGCAACUUCCGUGAACGAUGGCGACAUGAAUACCUGACGUCAUUACGCCAAUACCACCAGACGACAGGAAACAACACACAGACUAUAAAGGUUGGCGAUGUGGUGCAGAUAUACGAUGACUCACCAAGGACUCAUUGGAAACUUGGAACUAUAGAGCAGCUCAUCACCGGAAACGACGGUCUUACACGUGCGGCGACGUUACGCCUGAGUAAUGGACUUAUAACAUCCAGACCCAUUGUGAAACUCUACCCCUUGGAAGUAAGAUAG
This is a messenger RNA of Mercenaria mercenaria, 927 nucleotides long. RefSeq lists its product as uncharacterized. Gene Ontology annotation, biological process: DNA integration. Gene Ontology annotation, molecular function: nucleic acid binding. Bases 1 to 927 code for a protein of 308 amino acids. The record is from RefSeq and is a predicted model, not a curated record. The transcript has a single exon. Lineage: Eukaryota; Metazoa; Mollusca; Bivalvia; Venerida; Veneridae.